AUGAUUAAUGAAACAAAUCAAACGAAUAAUAAUAACGCGGCAAACGAAUCCGAAUCCUUUAAUCUAUUACUUAACAAACCGGAAGCUCAUGCUCUUAAAAGUGGUCACUGCAUGAAAGAAGAUUGUAACAUAUGCAAAGCAUUGGUCAACGUCGAAGAAAGUCAAUCUUCGGUUGUCCUUCCCAUACCCGCAAAAGAUUGUAGGGAUUUAAAAAACGAGUCAAACAUAUCUUUGGGAAUAUGUAGAAUAUGUCACUGUAAUCCAGAAACCUUACCGGAAUUGGGUCCCUUACGAUCCGUUUGUAAUUGUCGUGGUACCGUCGCACUUGUUCACAUGAUAUGCUUGGAAAGAUGGCUGGCCGAAUCUGAUACGUCUUCGUGUGAAUUAUGCCGAUAUCAAUUUACUGUUGAAAGAAUACCAAAACAUGGUACAUUAGAAUCCGUUUUUGUUUGGAUAAACGAAGUUGCUGAUUUUAAUCAGGUUAAAAGAGAUUUUAUUUAUUUUUUAACGACUCUUCCCAUGAUGUCAAUGUUGGCUGCUGUUGCCAUAAAUAACAUAACCCAAAUAGUAAUGAAUUGUUUAUGCGAUGGCAACACGACAUCCCUCUACUGCUCAGGAAUUAACCAAUUCGUUUUUUGCAUGGCCAAAAUAAUUCAUUACAACUUGAAAUUUAAGAUUCUUAUGGACACGAUAUGGUUUUGGCUCAUGACACCCUUGGCGGCUAUGGCCGGAUAUAUAUUCGUAAGGGCGACGUCAGAAUUAAUAGAUGAUAAUUUUCCAACGGACGCACCUUGGUUAAUGGCAGCCCUCAUGCUCAAUUCUUGUUUAACUUUGGUCGGUUACUACGGAUGGGUAAUGAAUUCUGUAAGAAAACACGUAUCAUCUUGGUACAGAUGGUGGAGGACGAUGGAUUGUAUAAUUAAGAUUCACGUCCCAGAAAAAGAAUCCACUUCUCCUCCUUCUUCGGAAGUUGAAGAAAUUACUUCGACUGAUUUAGAUCCCGAUGGACAGAAAGGAGAAGGAGAAGAAACAACGUGUUUACUACAUAAUUUAAGUGAAACUUCAACGAACGAUUAA
This is a messenger RNA of Pediculus humanus corporis (human body louse), 1077 nucleotides long. Its product is annotated as membrane associated RING finger 1,8, putative. Gene Ontology annotation, molecular function: zinc ion binding; ubiquitin-protein transferase activity. Gene Ontology annotation, biological process: protein ubiquitination. The record is from RefSeq and is a predicted model, not a curated record. The transcript is spliced from 6 exons. Lineage: Eukaryota; Metazoa; Arthropoda; Insecta; Psocodea; Pediculidae. Bases 1 to 1077 code for a protein of 358 amino acids.